Molecule: messenger RNA, 1730 nt
Organism: Penaeus vannamei (Pacific white shrimp)
Lineage: Eukaryota; Metazoa; Arthropoda; Malacostraca; Decapoda; Penaeidae
Source: RefSeq, a predicted model, not a curated record
CGCCACCCAUCUACCGGCUGGGUCUCCUGCGCCUCGACCGCCCAGUGUCCGUCUUUUCCCAGUUUCUCUCGCAGGUUCGGCCGGUGUGAAGUACCUCGAGAUUUUGGUGUCAAGAGGAAGUGUCAAGGCAGGUUUCGAGAGCCGCUGUUCCGUCGCAUGACCGCCAUGACUACGUAUGUCAAGCCUUUUCACUCGCCGCUCGUGGGACACAAGAAGAGCUUCCAUGACUACGAACUCGAGCACAGCUUCAACAAGAGGCUGAGCUGUCUCGUGGGCGUGACUGUGGUGUCCUUCAUCAUCGGCGUCGCUGCUCUCUCCAUCUCCGUCUUGUUGCUUCUGCAGAGCAUGGGUCCCUGCGGCGCCGACAAGGAAGCUCUCGCCGGCCUGCAGCAGCGCAUCGAGUACCUGGAGCGUCAGGUUCCUUCGCUGUACCCGACGGCGACCUUCGGCAGCCCCGCCCACAGCGUCCCCGCAGUCCCCGAGUCCCCCCGCAACGAGCCGCCUGUGACCGAGGACGACCCCGCCAGCCCUAGCCGAGGCAGCGAACACGGCGAUGAACACACCGGUGAACACGACCCGUCCCAUGAACACGUCGAUGAACACAAACCCUCCGUUGAAGCCGUCUCCGAACACAGCAUCCCCGCUGAUCACGUGAUUGUCCUCGAACCCUCUGGCGGACACGAGGGCGAGGAGGACCCUCAGCCGCCCGUCGUGGAGGAAGGCCCUGAGGACUCCGCCGUUCCUCCCGAUUCCGAUCUUCCUGCAGAGUACGACGACGACGAGGACCACGGCGAGGGCUCAGGGGACGACGAGUGCCCGCAGCUCCCUCGGCCCGUGUGCCCCGUCGGCUACACCAUUUGCCAGACCGCGCAGAGGUGCCCCCAGCCGGUGUGCUGCAAGUGAAAGCGAGGCGCACGCGUUGGCGCCUCGCACGAAAGUAGAGCAGGCGGGGAAGGGGAAAAAAAAGUCGCUUAAGAACUUAGCUUCAUUCUAUUGGCUCGUUUAGGGCUGUGUGUUCGUGAGAGACAUCUGAGCCGCGUUUGAUGGGGGAGACUUCCUAGCCACUUGGCAGCUUCGGCUUGGUCCACUUGGGAAAUGAGUGUCGUAUUUGAGAUCUUGGUGAUGUCACGUUUGAUUCUCGCGCUUGAAAGUUUGUGCCUCUGAUGAUUUAACGUAAUGACAGGACAGUCUCUUGGCUUCUCCAGCACAAAAACCCUGUUAUAAUCACCUUUAUGUUGAACGUAUGAAUUAGUGUUGUGAUAAUUCAUCAUCAACCUUCAGUUAUGUUCAUUUCCGGACAGUUAGUAACGUACAUCACAAUACUCCUUAUGAAAAAAAAAACGAAAAAAUAAAUUAAACGAACAAACUAGGAAAUACAUGACCUUAUAUAGCAUUGGGGAUUUCACUACAGGUCAUUCUUAUCUCACCGUUAAAGGCAGCACUGAAUGAAUGGCAUCUAUUCAUUCAUCAUUCGAGUAUUGCGAUUUAUGCUACUAACUAUAAAAGGGAUUCGGUAUGUAGGCUAUAAAGAUAAAUUCGUUAGAUAUAGAUAACGCUUGUGGAUAUAUUAAGGAACCUUUAUGUGCGUAACAAAUGAUUCUGUUUAGUUCCAUUUUCAUAUAUACUUAGCUUUUAAAAAUCAUAUAUAUAUAUAUCUGUGUGAACUGUCACAAUGUGUGGUUUGUUUCCCCGCUAUCAUUGUAAUCUCUGUAAUAAAUCCAUUAUAUAAG